GCAAUAAAGAUCAUAAUUCCGGAAGUCCUGAGACUCCUUUAGAAGAUUACAUUGAAGAGGAAAACCCAGAAAAAAAAUCAUUAUUUGAUGGAUUCAAUCCGGGAGAAAAGUAUGGCCAGCUCAAAGAUAAAUUUAAGAACUUGAAAUGGCCUUUGGGUGGUAAUAAAGAUCACAAUUCCGGAAGUCCCGAAACUCCUUUAGAAGAUUACAUUGAAGAGGAAACCCCAGAAAAAAAAUCAUUACUUGAUGGAUUUAAUCCUGGAGAAAAGUAUGGCCAGCUGAAGGAUAAAUUUAAGAACUUGAAAUGGCCUUUGGGUGGUAAUAAAGAUCAUAAUUCCGGAAGUCCUGAGACUCCUUUAGAAGAUUACAUUGAAGAGGAAAACCCUGAAAAAAAAUCAUUACUCGAUGGAUUUAAUCCUGGAGAAAAGUAUGGCCAGCUCAAGGAUAAAUUUAAGAACUUGAAAUGGCCUUUGGGUGGCAAUAAAGAUCAUAAUUCCGGGAGUCCUGAAACUCCUUUAGAAGAUUACAUUGAUGAGGAAAACCCCGAAAAAAAAUCAUUCCUCGAUGGAUUUAAUCCGGGACAGCACUAUGAUAAGGCUAAAAAUGCACUCCAAAAUUUGAAGUGGCCGUUGGGUCAGCAUAAGAAAAAUUCAGAAUCACCGGAUGAUAACGAAACAGAUCAUGAAGGGAAGGAGCACGCGAAACCUAAUUCUUUUUUUGAUAAUUUAAAACCAGGAGAGAAAUUUGAUCAAGCUAAGAAUGCUGUUAAAAACAUGAAGUGGCCGAAUUUAUUUGGUCGUAAAAAUCAAGAUCCCAAUUCGCCCGAAGGUGAUGAAUUUCCCUUAGCAGAAUUGGCCGAUGAUUUGAAAAAAUUGGAAGAAAAAAUACCCGAUGAACAUUAUCCCGUUCAUGGUCUGAAUCCGCAUCAUUCUGAAGGAUCUGAACAUGAACCUGAAAACUCACCUGACUCUCAUUAUUACUCAGCUGAAAAUCCUGAUGAUAAAUCUGGAAAUGAAUCACUUGAGCCGGAAACCAUGGGGGAAAUGUUGGAAGAAGAAUUAGAAGAACUAGAAAAAGAAGCUCAUAGUCCGGAGAAACCAGAUCAUCAAUGGCCGGAUUGGUCUUGGAAUCACCACGAUGAUCAAGAACCAGAGUCACACAAGCCACAUUCUGAGAAACAUGGACAUGAUGGUACUCAUCAUGAUGGACAUUCUCCGGAAGAGGAACAUGGCAGUCCUAAACAUCACAAAGAGUCACAUCAGCCAAAGAAACAUGAUGUGGAUGAAAAAGAAGACUUUUCAGAAAUUCCAAGUUGGUUUUGGGCCCCUGCAACGAAAGAUUCUAAAUCCAAAGAACAUAAGAAUCAUCAUCCUCAAAAACAUGAUACUGAACUUUAUCAGGAAACCAAUUACGAUGUUCGUGAUAUUGGAAAUAAUCGAGAGAAAGCAAAAACGCAAGGAGAUGAUAGCGAUGGUGACGGAACGGAGGACGAAGAUGACGAUGACGGUUCCGACGACGACGAAAAUAAAGAUGGAAAUGAAACUGACGAUAACGACGAAGAUGAUGAUAAUGACGUCGGUCACGAGAAAGAAAAAGGAAACGACGAAAUAGAUCCAGACGAGGAGGAAAUUCUAAAAGAAUUAGAAGAACGAAACAAAGAGAAAGAUAAAGGUAAAAAGAAACCUAAACGCGACAGCAGUGAUGAAGCUGAUGAUGAUUCCGAUUCAGACGACGAAGACGAUGAUGAUGACGAUGACGACGACGACGACGGAGCAGCAGACGACCAGUAUUUAGAUGAAGCCAAAAAGAACUUCUCUAUUUGGAAUCUCGUUCUGCCAAUGAUCAAGGAACAGUUGCCUAGUAUUCCUAAUCCGUUCAGUGUGCUGAAUCGAGUCACUGUUUCUUUCGGAUCCAUUAACGAUCUGCAAAGAGAUCCGGAGUACUUGCAGAAGUCAUUGAUUAAAAAAGUCAAUCAAAAAUAUAACGAAAAACACGAGAAAGCCUUACCCGGAACAACCAUAUCGUUUUGGCCUCCAACUAUUACUCGUGGAUGAAAAUUCACCGAAUCACUGGAAAGUACCCAAACCUACCUACUGCCGUAAAAGAAAAGAGCUCAGUUUGCUUACCAAAGUUGGAAAUUAUUGUAUCGAUAAUAAACUUUACAAAAAUCGAA
Planococcus citri (citrus mealybug) is the source of this 2173-nucleotide messenger RNA. RefSeq names its product glutamic acid-rich protein-like. NCBI's taxonomy places the organism in Eukaryota, Metazoa, Arthropoda, Insecta, Hemiptera, Pseudococcidae. The transcript is spliced from 27 exons. The record is from RefSeq and is a predicted model, not a curated record. The coding region runs from base 774 to 2054 and encodes 426 amino acids.